AUGAAUCUGGAACCAAGAAUACCCCUUCGGCAGAUCCUUCAACCGGUUCUGAAUCUGAUUGAUCCGCGAGAUGCACAACCAGCCGACGCUCCACAAGAUCCGGAUGAACAACAACGACUAGCAGUGAUGCGAAGAGAUAAGUAUGUAGAAUUCAUAGGAUUAAUGAAUCGGCAACAAAUUCUUCGCCAUGAAAUGAUCCGUCGGUUACGUCAGAGAAUUCCCGAACAAGAAAAUCGAAUCCGCAUGUGGGAAGACUAUAUAGUGCAGAAGAAUGUACUAGAAUAUCAUAUCGUUCCACUUAUGAGUAACUUGUUUAUCGGACAACCCAUUGAUCUAGAAAACCGAAGGGAAAUUUUGAAUUUAUUGAAUCAAAUCGAUGAUCUUCGCGAGCCAGUGAUUCCAGAUUUGAACGGUGAUCCAGAUGAGCAAGAAGUGAUUGAAGAUCUGGAUCCAAUGGAAGAAAACAAGCCAAUUGGUCUGGAGAUACUUGAGAGGAGGAUUCUGAAAGAUUUCCAGCUACGAAGACAUGGAGAAAGGAGAAGAGAGGAGCGGAUUCAAGAACUAGAAGAAGAGCAAAGAAGAUCUAUUCGUCGUAUAGGAAUCCUGUUUGGUGAAGAAGGAAGGCGUCAGGAGGAGAUACUGCGACUGGAGGAACGAGAGCAAAGGCAGCGGGAGCAGUUACACCAAUUAGAAGCAGAAAUAGUAGCCCCGCUAAAUGAGCAAGUUCCGGAAUUGGUGGGGAGACAAGCAGAGAAUGAUCGACGUAUUAGAGGAGAGCGAAGGAAUCGGGAUCUUCCGCAAAGACUGGAGGUUCCAAUGAAUGGACGUGUAGAAGACGAAGAAGAAAGAAUUAGGGACCUUCAACAUAGACUGCUGGAGGUUCGGAGAAAUGCUCGUCGACCGGAACCUGCACGCCUGAAUCAUCCGGAUAUGGUUGCAGGAGAUCCAGUGAAGCCAGAACGUCAAAGUUGGGAUUUUCAGUAUUGGUCGCCUAACAACUUAAUCGAAUGGAUGGAGCUUGUUCUCCCCGAGCACUUGCGACGAGAUGGGACUAUCGGCCGAAUCCGCGAAAUGAACUUGGAUGGUGCCGUGAUUCCCGAGCUAGCUACGGAUGAUUCAAUGCGACGUCUUCUAGGCUUGACUCAGCAACAAUUUCAUUUGUUGAAGUGUCAUUCCAUGAAAGUUAUCAACAAGUACUACGAUGAGAGGCGACAGCGGUUUGGAAUUAUGAAUAUUCGAGAACAAAACAGACAACUGAGGAUGCAAAGACUCCGAGCCAGGGACGAAGAGCAAAGACUUCUGGAACAGCGUGAAAGAGCGCAUCAGCGCCGCGUUUUCCGUAUGUCGUUUCCCGAUGCACCACCACUUGGAAGGACUCCGAAGCCAGUUUAUCCGAUAGCCAAGCACCCGGUGGGCCAAUGGGGCGUGGAGUUCGGAGAUGAUGUUGUCCCAAUCUUGCCUCCAAAUGCCACCGUAGACUUCAAGUCGUGGUCGCCGUCAGCUUUCUUAGAGUGGGUGGCUAUGAUCAUCCCCCAAGAGAUUGAGAAAGGACUGGGUGAUCGUAUUAAGGCAAGAAUUUUGGGCGGAUACCAUGUCAAGAUCAUCGCGAUUUCCACAACACUGAAGCAGGUACUAGGAAUGGACGAUGAGCCGUUUUCGAAGCUUCAAAGUCAAGCCAGGAAAAUUUUGAAUAUCUACCGCGCCGAGAAGUUCGAUCGUCGAAUGAUGCAGUACAUGAUUGAUAAGAAUCGGUGGGAGUUGCAGGAGAUGAGAUUAGCCGCUGGACCAAUAUAUUGGCGCUGA
Caenorhabditis briggsae is the source of this 1803-nucleotide messenger RNA. The coding region runs from base 1 to 1803 and encodes 600 amino acids. The transcript has 4 exons. Lineage: Eukaryota; Metazoa; Nematoda; Chromadorea; Rhabditida; Rhabditidae. The record is from RefSeq and is a predicted model, not a curated record.